Messenger RNA from Drosophila subobscura, 1176 nucleotides. Its product is annotated as putative gustatory receptor 22a. Gene Ontology annotation, cellular component: membrane; dendrite; axon. Gene Ontology annotation, molecular function: sweet taste receptor activity. Gene Ontology annotation, biological process: sensory perception of taste. The record is from RefSeq and is a predicted model, not a curated record. The transcript is spliced from 2 exons. The coding region runs from base 1 to 1176 and encodes 391 amino acids. NCBI's taxonomy places the organism in Eukaryota, Metazoa, Arthropoda, Insecta, Diptera, Drosophilidae.
AUGCCACAACAGACGCAUCGCGGCUAUCGCCAGCGAGUGGCUCACUUCACUCUGAAGGCGACUCUGUACGGAUCCUGGGCACUGGGCCUGUUCCCUUUCACCUACGACUCCCGGACACGGCAGUUGACGCGCAGCCGAUGGCUACUGUCGUAUGGCCUCGUCCUGAACCUGGGCUUGAUGGGGCUCUCGCUGCUGCCGGAACCAGAACCCCACGAAGAAAUCAAGGUAGAGGUGUACCAUCGGAAUCCCGUGGUAAAGCAGGUGGAGGGACUGGUGGAAAUGAUCAGCAUGGUGAGCACCUGCGUUAUGCAUCUGCGCAUUUUCUGGAAGAGUAAGGAAAUGGCCACCAUCCUCAACGAGCUCUUACUCCUGAAGGAACGACACUUCCGCCAUCCAAUCCUCGGGCACUGCCACCAGUUCGACAAUUAUGUAAUCCAAAAGUUUUGCACGGUACUGCUGGAAGUCGCCUCCUCCUUGCUGAUCUACUACGGAGUACCCGACACCAAUGUCGUAAUUGCGAAAGCCUUCUGCGUCUACCUGGCGCAGUUGGGCGUGCUGCUGGGCAUUACGCACUUUCACCUAGCCGUGAUCUACAUCUACCGUUUCGUGUGGACCAUCAAUGGGGAGCUCCUCGAGUUGGCCAACCAACAGCGGCGUGGCCAGAGGGCGGACACCGCCCAGAUCCAGUUGCUGCUCAGGCUGUAUAGUCGCCUGCUGGAGCUAAACUCUCGACUGGCAGCCAUCUACGAUAUUCAGGUGACCCUCGUCAUGGUCACCCUCAUGUCUGCCAACAUCAUGAUCGCCCAUGUGCUCAUCAUUUUCUGGAACAACCAGCACAGGUUCUCGCUACUGGACAUUGCCAUGAUAUUCCCUCAAGCCCUUAUUAUAAAUUUCUAUGAUCUCUGGUUGAGCAUAGCCUUCUGCGAUCUGGCAGAGCGCACUGGCAGGCAGACUUCUGCAAUUCUGAAGCUAUACAAUGAUGGAGAGCAAAUGGAUGAAGAACUGCAAAGGAGUCUCUCGGACUUUGCUUUGUUCUGCAGCCAUCGCAGGCUGAGGUUCCGCCACUGUGGACUGUUCUACGUGAACUAUGAGAUGGGGUUCCGUAUGAUCAUCACGAACAUUUUAUAUUUGGUGUUUCUCGUGCAAUUCGAUUAUAUGAACCUGCAAUACAAAUAA